CGAGACGUGCACGAUACGUGCACGAGACGAGUGUCGUGCGACGCUCGUUUUUAAUUAAUAGCACAGGUUUAAAUACAUUCAGCCUCACAUGAACGUAACGAACACGAGACGACUACGAGAUUCGGUUAACGACAACGAGCCGACGAGUUUUGUUUAAUUUUUCUCGUGCCGGUGCCGCUGCGCGUAUAGGUCCAGUAUGUGUUUUUAGUGCAAUUAGGUAGUAGGUACAUAAUUUCAGCGUCAUUUGAAUAUUUACCUUUCCUAAAAUGGAUGUUGAGAAACUUAUUGAAGAAGUGCGACGUUAUCCCGUACUCUAUGAUCUCAGUAAUAACAAAUACAAAAAUAAUGAGUAUAGAGAAAGGGUUUGGAAAAAAAUUGCAGAAGAUCUACAGGUAGAAGGGGGGCCAAUAACAUGCAAAACAAAAUGGAUCCAUAUACGUGAUCAGUUUCGCAGAAUUUUAAAGAAAAGGAAAACUACAACAGGUAUGGCUGCUGGCCCCGUAAGAAAAUACAAAUAUGAAGAUAUUUUACAAUUCAUAUUGCCCCAAAUGUCUGAAAGAGAAACUUUAUCAAAUGUAUCCCAGUUACAAGAUGAAGAUGCGGAAGGUGAUGAAGAUGAUAUAGAAGAGACCCAAGAGAGUGAUACACUCCUUGCAGAAAAUGACGAGUUGGAGAAGACAAUAGAAAAUGCUGAAAGAAACGCAAGCAAUGAUUCAUUCAUUCCCGAAGCCCAUACACAAAAAGAAAAAGAUUUCUGCUAACACAAUCGAUAAACGUCAAGAUCAAAGUGCUUCAUCUCAGCUGAUGUCAUAUAUUUUGGAAGAAAAGAGAAAUGAAAGGCAGAAGCAACCUCCACCAUCUUCUGAGCAGCUUCAUCCAGUUGAUGCAUUUUUAAACGGCGUAUCACACACAUUGAAAGCCCUGAAUCCAAUACUCUUAAAUGAAGGGAAGACAAAGAUUUUUGGCAUCGUUCAAGAGCUGGAAAGAAAGCAACUCCUGGAUAAUCAGUCAAAGGUUGUGCUACCUUCCCAAGUUCGAGUUGUUCACGUACCUCAAGCGUCACCACUAAGUACUUACUCUUCACCUAGUUCUUCUUAUGCUUCCACCCCACUUCCUUCCCCUCAAUACAAUCUACCACUGCCUUCUCCAGAAUAUAAUAACGCUACUCAAUCAGAAAUGCAGCAGAGCGACCAACACCACCAGCCACCAUGGUAUUAAAUCAUAAAUGUAAUAUGUAUGACAAGGUUUUUUUUUCAAAUAAACGUUAAUAGA
Photinus pyralis (common eastern firefly) is the source of this 1272-nucleotide messenger RNA. RefSeq names its product transcription factor Adf-1-like. NCBI's taxonomy places the organism in Eukaryota, Metazoa, Arthropoda, Insecta, Coleoptera, Lampyridae. Bases 267 to 761 code for a protein of 164 amino acids. Gene Ontology annotation, cellular component: nucleus; transcription regulator complex. Gene Ontology annotation, biological process: regulation of transcription by RNA polymerase II. The record is from RefSeq and is a predicted model, not a curated record. The transcript has 2 exons.